Molecule: messenger RNA, 3487 nt
Organism: Notolabrus celidotus (New Zealand spotty)
Lineage: Eukaryota; Metazoa; Chordata; Actinopteri; Labriformes; Labridae
Gene: sh3d19
Product: SH3 domain containing 19
Exons: 21
Coding region: 66-3224 (1052 amino acids)
Biological process (GO): protein transport to vacuole involved in ubiquitin-dependent protein catabolic process via the multivesicular body sorting pathway
Cellular component (GO): ESCRT-0 complex
Molecular function (GO): protein binding
Source: RefSeq, a predicted model, not a curated record
AUGAACUAGCUCAGUUUCCAGAAACUUUAUACUUACUAUAUAUUUCUAGGUUGUUUUAAAUCCGGAUGGCUGAAGCCCGGCGUAUAGAGGAGGGAGAGGGGGAACGGAGAGAUCAGCGGGACGUCCGGAGCAGGAGCCAGACAACAGAUCGUCCCGAAAGAACAAAGGCAGAUCAUUUACAUUUAAGCCCAGGACCUCUGUCCUCUAUAAGAGCUGCUAUCAAAAGAACAAGAUCAAACUCUCAGAGUGACCUCACCAGAGAAAGAAGGCGACCAGAGAUCACAAUCGUCUCAGCGGAGCCUUUAGCUUGUAGCAGUUGGUUUUCAGGAGCGUCUGUGGGUUUCCCUCCUCCUCUUCCUCCUCCUCCUCCUCCUCAGUCAGGCUGGUCUACAGGAAUCCAGCCUGUUUCCCAGCCUCCACCAUCCUAUGACCAGGUCAUUGAAGAGAAAACCAAGGAAGAGCACGUUGUCAAGCCUACUGCGGCCCCCCGCAGGAUCACCUGCACCACCACAAGCGCCACACAGACCGACCCUGUGAGGGAGGUCGCCUCAAACUCCAGGGGUGCUCCCAGGACAGAAGGGAAAAGACCUGCUGGUAAAAAUCCAAAAAAACCUCCAAGGCCGUCACUGCCGAAACCUUUAGAUAAGGAACCAGAUACUGAGUCUGAUUUGAAAGUUGGAACAAAUACUGAGGCACCUACAAGCACUGAGGGCCAAAGUGACUUCAAUACAGAUUUAAAGCAAACAGAUUCCACACAAACACACACCAGAUCUGUCAUUGUACACUGGGAUAACCCAAAAGAACAUCCCUCUGCCCCUUCUGCUGAAACUACUCCCUCUUCUUCAGACUUGGGACACAGUCAACGCCCUGUUCCACUUCCUCGUACAAAAAAAGUGAACAUUCUUGAUACAGAUGAGGUCAAAGUUCAGACUUUAGUCAAGCUCAGUGAAAGUUGUGGGGAAACUCAAUCCGAAGAAGAAGAAGACUUCUCCUCAAAUAAGUAUUUACAGGAGUUAUUGGAGGUUUUUAGUGCCGAUAACGAGAGUGAGGAGAUCUGUGGCAUUGCUAAUCAAUCAGACGGGGCGUCACAAGGUGAAAAUGCUGAAGGCGAUAUGAGCACCAACAGUCAACGCAACAUCCGUGCCAGGAUCCAGGCCUUUGAAAGCCAGGUUACUGUUGAGGAGGGAAAUGCUGAACCAGCCAAACCAGAACCUAUGCCCAGAAAAGCAGUCGUCAAACCUCCUGUUCUUGCUAAACCUUCUGUGGCUUUAAGACCUCAGUUUAACCUGAGUACUGAAGAAGACAAUCAAAAUGUCUCGACCGCAAACAUCCCCCAGAGCCCAACACCAGCCCCCAGACCUCAGCCCCCAAAGAAACCUGUGGGACACUCUAUUAAAGACGAACUAGAGACUCUACACAACAAGGCGGCCAUCCCAAAGAGAUCACGUCCGUCUGUACUGACCAGGUCUGAAUGCAUCUAUGAGGACGAACCCAUACCAGUUCUACCUCCGACACCGCCUGUCAAGCCUGUAAAAGAGCCUCUGAAGCCCAAUCUCAAUAUAAACAAUCACAACUCCUCCUCUAUGACCAGAGAGAAUAUGUACGUGGAGAAUCCAACAAAUAAUAACGCAGUCAAGCCUCAGCUCAGUGCAGACAGCAAUGGAGGCUCUUUCACUCGACAAAGCUUAACAAGAAGACCAACCACCAUCAGGGUCCCCAGCAAAGCGGAUUCAUUUUCAGAACAAUUUCAGGACAACCCCCCUCCUCUCCCUGCUCAGAAACCUGUAGGCUACCUAAACAGCUCAGUGAACCACAACCAAAGCCGGGUACCGGUCCUCCCCAUCCAGCAUUCGUUUCAAUCCGGACCAGAGCCCUCCCUUCCACCACGGAGGCCAAGCACGAACAAACACCCCCCACCUCGCCCACCUCCAGCCAAAAUAGGCCCAGGAAGGCCCCCCCCACCCAGCCUUCAGGGGGCAGGUCGAUCCCACUCAGUAUCAUGGAACUUUUCGCCAAAACCCCAUGAUCAUCAGCCCCACAGGAAAGGGCCUAUCUUACCUCCAAGGCCCAACCCAGGCCACCGUCUCUACAACAACUACACACUACUACUUCCCCAUGGGAUUGCUUCCUUUGACUACAAUGGGAGUAAUACAGGAGAACUCUCGUUUCAGAAAAAUGAAGUGCUUCUGCUGCUAGAAGAAAUAGAUCACAAUACAUUUGAGUGCCAAGUUGGAGAUGCUAAAGGCAGAGUCAACAAGGCUCGUAUGAAGGUUAUAACUCCACUGUCCUCCGUCUCACACAUGCCCCCACCACAGAGUACAGGUUCAGGUGGAUCUGGCCUGAAGGUGCAGGCUGUACAUGACUUCAAUCCAGCUGGUCCAGGAGAACUGGGUCUGAGAGCAGGUGAUGUUGUGACCAUGGUGGAGCAGGUAGACAAUCAGUGGUACAAUGGCACCUGCAGAGGAUCUACUGGUUUCUUUCCCAUUAAUCAUGUCAAAGUCUUGUCAAAUUCACCAAAGCCUCCAAGGCCACAACCUGCAGCAGUCAGUGGCCCGAGGUGCGUGGCCAGAUUCGACUUUGACAGCGAGCAAAGUGAUGAGCUGUCCUUCUCUGAAGGGGAUAUGAUCCAGCUGAGUGAGUACUUUGGAGACGAUUGGGCUCGGGGAAAGCUCGGCGCAUCAAGCGGAAUCUUCCCUCUAAACUUUGUGGAGAUCAUUGAAGAUCUGCCUUCACUGCCAAGUCAGCAGUACAAAAAGCCCACACGGAUACCUCUGCCAGGCAUGGUAGCUUCCCCGAAUACACACCCUGAAGUUGCCAAACCUGCUCAGGCAUCUCCGUCCAGUGUGGAGUGGGUGGUGGCUUUGUAUGACUUUGCCGGGAAUUCAGAAGAUGACCUCUCCUUUCAAACAGGCAACCGUAUCCUGAUCACUCAGCAUGUGGACGCUGAGUGGAGCUGUGGCCGGCUCAACGGCAGAGAGGGCAUUUUCCCCAGAGCUUUUGUUGAGAGCAGCACAGGCCCGCAGUCAGCCGAUAACCAGCAGAGUGCUACUGAUGGCAGCAGAGCCCGGGCUCUGUUUAACUUCACAUCAGACUGUGAGGAGGAGCUCUCUCUGCAGGCUGGGGACAUUGUAACCAAUCUGGAGUCUGUUGAUGAAGAAUGGUUCAUGGGUGAACUGAGAGGGAAAAGGGCUCUGGUCCCCAAGAACUAUGUGAAAGUACUGUGAGAGGACCAUGUUGCUUUCUCUACAUCAAAGGAAAGAAGACACUGUUUCCUGGAAUGGUCAGAACUGAAAUAGAAAAACCAAGCAUAGACUUUUUAUUAGCUGUGGAACUGAACUCACACUGGAAUGCAGUAUUGCAGCUCCAAGCAGUAUGACAUUGUAAUUUCACCUGCUGCCAUAACUUAUUAUGGAAUUAUUGUAUAACUGAACAUGGUUAUAGAUCAAUGAGUAAUGCUGGCUGGAAAAUAAAUAUACUUGAUUUUGAA